Boeremia exigua is the source of this 625-nucleotide messenger RNA. RefSeq lists its product as uncharacterized. The record is from RefSeq and is a predicted model, not a curated record. Lineage: Eukaryota; Fungi; Ascomycota; Dothideomycetes; Pleosporales; Didymellaceae. The transcript has a single exon. Bases 183 to 407 code for a protein of 74 amino acids.
AAAGCUAUUCAUUCAAGAAUCCUGCUCCAUAAAACUACCAAGCACGUGAUCGAUCCUUCAUCGCAACAGCCAAGUAACACAAAACUGCCAUCAUCAGCCGUCAGCUACUGCGACACUCAUAAAACCCAAAGACAUAACACCUGCCAAGUGUAGUCUUGCCAUAAGCCACCACUCCCUACACAAUGCCUGCUGCUACACGAUCCCUCGAAUCCAUGGUGCUCCAAGCACACCGAGCAAAGGGCGUUCGCUAUCCUACAUCGGCACAAAAAGACUGCUUCAAGACCUGGUAUUCAUAUGCACUACGUCAAGGUGAAGCCGGGAAGGCCACCACGACAGUUCUCCAAGACCAUGGAAGGCAGCUACGCGAGAUGAGAGAAGCAGCGCCGGGAGGCAGGACGUACUUGUAAUUAUGUAAGUUGUACCAGUAUCACUGAGCGCGAGCAAUGGACUAAUGAAUGGAUAGUCGAUAUUGUAAAACACUUAAGGGUGUGUUGGCGUUUACUGGCGGCUGCUUUGACCGACUGUCUUUUGCAUAGCGACGAAAUGGCAUUUAAGUGAACAGGCUGAGUUUAUGAUACCUCUAUGCGCGAUGAAAUGAAUCGAAGUUCGAUGUUACUGUUGAAAC